Molecule: messenger RNA, 2171 nt
Organism: Boeremia exigua
Lineage: Eukaryota; Fungi; Ascomycota; Dothideomycetes; Pleosporales; Didymellaceae
Exons: 2
Coding region: 232-2082 (616 amino acids)
Biological process (GO): regulation of cyclin-dependent protein serine/threonine kinase activity
Cellular component (GO): cyclin-dependent protein kinase holoenzyme complex; nucleus
Molecular function (GO): protein kinase binding; cyclin-dependent protein serine/threonine kinase regulator activity
Source: RefSeq, a predicted model, not a curated record
UUACAACACCUCGUUGUCAACCGCCUCCUUGCUUGACAACAUUCGCCGCUCACCACUUCCCUUGUCACGCCCGUUGGUGACGGUCCGGUAGCGUCUGUUUGCAAGCACCAAGGCCACGCUAUACUGAGCACAGCUGCCUCGCUCAUGCUCCCCGGCAUACGUAACGUCGCCGCUGCUUCACCUCCACAUCGCCUUCACCGUUAACCGAGCCGCCUCACCUUCAUCGCCCACAUGCUUGAGCUACAGCUCCCCCGCUCCAUGUCUCACACUCUCCCCCGGGAGCCUUCCUUCGACUUCCACUUCUCAUCCUCCGUCCGACCCACCACCAGGUUCGACUCGGGCACCGUUCAAAUGCAUCUACCUGUCCCCCGUAUGUCAACUGGCUACGAGCUGCCCGCCCCCAGGCGGCCCUUGACGCCUCCCGCGAUGACAGGCUCAGCGGUCAAGGUCAUGUCAUUACCGCCGAGUCAGUGUGCUGGCCAGCAGCAUGGCUACCAGCUUCCUGCAAUUGGGAACUCCAGGUCAGCAACAGUGGUAACGAGCCCUGCCACGUCAAGGCAACAGCAGCAACACUCACAAGAAGUUGCUCAAACGCCACGGAAGAAGUGGUCUAUCUCGCCCAAUCUGCGAAUUCCUUCCACCAUCAACACACCGCAAGAGGGGCUUCCGCAAUUGGCGGCCGAGAUUACCUGCCUGUUUUGGUUCGAGAGUUCGAAAGUGCUGAACCAAGUCGUUGCAGAUUCAAAAUCACCUAUUCAGCAUGUUCAGGCCCUUGUCCCCGACGCGAUACCGACCAGUGGAUUCCGCAAGUGGGUAGCAACGAUCUUGACAACAACUCAGGUUGCCCAAAACGUCAUCCUGCUGGCUCUCCUGUUCGUCUGGAAGUUGAAGCAGACCAAUCCUAGCGUGAAGGGCAAGCCAGGUAGCGAGUACCGUCUUCUGACGGUUGCUCUGAUGCUUGGCAACAAGUUUCUGGAUGACAACACCUACACCAACAAGACUUGGGCGGAAGUCUCUGGCAUCUCAGUGCAAGAGGUGCACAUCAUGGAGGUCGAGUUCCUCAGCAACAUGCGGUACAGCUUGUACACCUCGAAAGAGAAAUGGGAGGCGUGGCACAAGGUCCUUGGCAAAUUCGGUACUUUCUACGAUCGAGCCCGAAAGGUCCCUGCAGCUGGCACGAUCAGCCCCUCGCUCGCGGUCCCACAAAACUCCAUUCCAUCGCCACAAACGAACCAAACCUCCCCACCAACAACACUGUACUCGCCCAAUCCCUUGGCGUUCUCCAACAGCACACCACUUCUGCAGCCCCAGGCAACGUCCGCACAAGUCUCUCCUAUUGGAUCUCUCCCUCCUCUAGGACCUAUUGUGCAACGCAAGCGAAGUACCGACAACACCGCUGAACCGCCAAUGAAGAGACAGGCUCAUGGAUUCGCACCCGGACCCUACUCGAAUGCUCCCCUUGUACCGACAUCGCAAUUGCCUGUAGACAAGUACUUCGAGCCACCCCCAUCCACAAACAGACUGCCCCCUUUGCCGAGUCUUGCUAUUCCACCUCCGCAGCAACAGCACAUGCCUCCUGCACAACUAAAAAACUGGUCAGAGCUUCCAUUGCCUGUUCCGGGUAACCGCUCCAUGGCUAUGGUGUACCCACCACCGGUCCAGUGGCAGCAACCAGUGAGCACACCAACUUCUUCGGCUGCGCCUCCGUUUUCCACACACCACACACCAACUGCGGAUCGAUCUCGUCAAAUCAGUCCCUUCACACAUUCGAACAAUUCGUCUCCUACGAGUGUAUCGUUUCCCACUGGAUCACGACAACUGUCUCCGUCCUACUUCUUGAACCAACGACAGUCGCCAUACCGUCCGGUCCGCGGCGUGCACACCCUGCUGGUACCUCCGCCGCAGGCAUCCAUUCAGAACCCAGCUCGCAACAUCUCAGAAGAUCAGAUGCAUUACCAUCCCCUCGGCCGUCCUAUGACGGAUCGUCGAGCUGGCCCUUUGCCGUACAUGGACCACAGUGCAUGGCCUGAGCAGCACCAGUUCAACCAGCUUCCCGUCCCUCACCAGCCGGUUUUCCGUUGAGGACUACUUUCAUUGUACAAAACUUCCGCAGCCAUACAUCUGGGGGCUAGCGAUCUUUCCUGGUUUAUGAGCAUUUUUUGUUAGCGUUU